AUGUUGAAACGGUAUAGUUACGCAAGGGUCAAGAAGAUGACAAACUCAUUUUCACAUGUUCUCGGGGAAGGAGGAUUUGGAAUUGUCUAUAAAGGGAAGUUACCCGAUGCAAACCAAGAUGUUGCAGUGAAGAUUUUGAAGGAGUCAAAGGGGAAUGGAGACGAGUUCAUCAAUGAAGUAGCUAGCAUGAGUAGAACAUCUCAUGUUAAUAUUGUUUCCCUGCUUGGAUUUUGUUACGAUAGGAACAAGAGAGCUAUAAUCUAUGAGUUCAUGCCGAAUGGAUCCCUCGACAAGUUUAUUGCUGAGAAUAUGUCAACGAAGAUGGAAUGGGAAAGGUUAUAUGAAAUUGCAUUAGGUGUCUCUCGUGGCCUAGAAUAUCUGCACAAUCGUUGUGUAACAAGGAUUGUGCAUUUCGACAUAAAGCCGCAAAACAUACUUAUGGACAAAUAUUUUUGCCCCAAGAUUUCAGAUUUCGGUCUUGCUAAGCUCUGUAAAAAUAAAGAGAGCAUCAUGUCAAUGCUAGACGCGAGAGGAACGGCAGGAUACAUUGCCCCUGAAGUGUUUUCUAAGAAUUUUGGAGGAGUUUCACAUAAGUCAGAUGUGUAUAGCUAUGGGAUGGUGGUUCUUGAGAUGAUUGGAGCAAGGAACAGAGAAAAUUUUGAAAAAUCUGGAUCUAGCAAUAGUUCAAUGUACUUUCCAGAUUGGAUCUAUAAGGAUUUUGAUAGGGGAGAAAUCAUGAGGAUUUUUGGGGAUCAACUAACCGAAGAAGAAGAGAAAAUUGCAAAGAAACUGGUAUUGGUUGGUCUAUGGUGUAUUCAGACCAAUCCAUCUGACCGUCCACCUAUGAUCAAAGUUAUUGAAAUGUUAGAGGGGAAUCUAGAGGCUCUCCACGUUCCACCUAAACCUCUCUGGUAUUUACCCGCAACAACGGUUCGAGAAACUGUUGAAGAUAGUAAUGAGACUUCAAGCUUCACUAACCCAAGUCAGUUUGAAAGAGGUACCUUUCCUAGUGAAGGUACUUUACACUCUUCCAAAGAAGUGGUGCAACGAACUACUGCAGAGAGUCAAUAUAGUUCACUGUCCUCCUAA
Molecule: messenger RNA, 1089 nt
Organism: Arabis nemorensis
Lineage: Eukaryota; Viridiplantae; Streptophyta; Magnoliopsida; Brassicales; Brassicaceae
Source: the annotation of a GenBank genome assembly